Messenger RNA from Rana temporaria (common frog), 8065 nucleotides. RefSeq names its product cullin 9 (gene CUL9). The transcript is spliced from 41 exons. Gene Ontology annotation, biological process: ubiquitin-dependent protein catabolic process. NCBI's taxonomy places the organism in Eukaryota, Metazoa, Chordata, Amphibia, Anura, Ranidae. Gene Ontology annotation, molecular function: ubiquitin protein ligase binding; zinc ion binding. The coding region runs from base 36 to 7652 and encodes 2538 amino acids. The record is from RefSeq and is a predicted model, not a curated record.
UCCAGACUUUCCGGCGUUACGCUGAGCUGUCAGGAAUGAAGGCCGUGUGGGCGUGUCGCGUCAAUCACGUGGUCGGAGUAACCCGGAAGUGCAGGGAGCGAGUAACGGAGUUGACUGCAAGAUCGGCUCUGCGACACCGUGCUUCCGCCAUGUCGGUGGGGGAGAGGAGGAACGGCAACCUCCUGGUACAGCUGGAUCCGAAGCUCCAGGCCCAGCCGGUGGAGUUGUUGCGGCAGAGGUUGAGCCCGGACGGACACACCGAGUAUCUGAUCCGAUGGGCGUUGCAAAAUGUGGAGGAGGCCGCGGGAAGUGGCGGAGCCACCUUACAGACCGAGAGCAAGACCCCGAAUAUCCUGAUGUGGAUGUCGGCGGAGGAAGUUUACACCAACUGCCCCACUCUGCUGGGGAAGCGCAAAUCCGAGGGGCAGGGCAUCGCGGAAGAAAAGACGCCUGGCUCCCCCGAUGAGGCCGCUCUGCAGGAGAUGACCGAGGAUGUCCGGAUGUUGGUUCAGAGAGCAACCAGACAGAUGUCCCAGAGCUCCGGUCCCGAUUCCUCCAUCCUCAACACCAUUCAUGUGCUAAGUGCCUACGCCAGCAUCGGCUCCCUGGCCGGGGUCUUCAAGGAGACCGGAGCUCUGGACCUGCUCAUGAAGAUGCUUUGUAAUUCGGAGAAGCAGAUUCGCAAGAACGCCGGCAAGAUGUUGCGUGCCCUGGCGUCACAUGAUGCAGGGAGCCGGGCCCAUGUGCUGCUCUCGCUCAGUCAGCAGGAUGGAAUAGAACAACACAUGGACUUUGAGUCACGUUACACCUUGUUGCAGCUCUUUGCUGAGACCACCAGUUCAGAAGAACAUUGUAUUUCCUUUGAAGGGAUACACCUCCCACAGAUUCCAGGGAAGCAACUCUUCUCGCUUGUGAAACGUUACUUGUGUGUCACAUCCCUACUGGACCAGCUGAGCAGCGACCGGCCAGAUCGCAGCGAGAUGUCCCGGGUGCAGCGCCAGUUUGAUUUCAGCAUGGCCAUGGGCAGCCUGAUCUGUGAGCUGGUGCGAGUGAUGGGUUGGGUGAAUGAAGAGUCUUCAGAGAGAGGAAACCUCUUGGACAGCGAACAACUUUCCCGAGUCAUCCGUUCCAUUUUCCAACCCAAAGUUCCGGCCUGCACCAACUUCCAGGUGGUCUCUGGCUCUCCCAUCCAUGUCACUGCUUCCAAGAGGAAAGCGACAAAGAUGUUCUUGGAGCCAUCAGACUUUGCCGCGCGAAAUGCUUACGUGGAUUAUGUCCAGGAAGCCUUAAAACCAGGCAUGUCUGUGCGGAUGUUGGAAGACUAUGACGAGAUCAGUUCUGGAGAUGAGGGUGUCUUCCGCCAGAGCAAUAAUGGAAUGCCGCCUGUUCAGGUGCUCUGGAGGUCGACUGGCCGUACCUACUGGGUUCACUGGCACAUGGUUCAGAUAAUCGGUGAGCAGGCUGAUGAAGACGGUACAGAGAAAGCUUCAACUGUGGCUGAAAGUGUGAAGGUGUCACCAGGUGAGCAGGGAGGAUGCAUUGGAUCUUGUGGCGUGGAGCAGCAGACAGGCAUGCCCCAGUCUUUGCCGUGUAAGCCAUGUGGUAAUGUGUACGCCCUGCCAUAUCUCGGUGCAGCGGUCAUCGAGGAGAGAGGGAUCCUGAGGCAGGAUGAGUGGUGGGAGGUCCUCUUCUUUAUUCGGAGGCUGGAGAUUCAGGAGCAGAAUGAGGUCUACACAAUGAUAAAACAUAACUUGGAGGAGCUGUGUGGCACAGAUGAAGCAUCCUUUAUAAAGGUCUCAGUUUCGGUGGAUCUUGCACAGAAGAUUCUGGAAUUCCUCCGUGGACAUUGCCGUGGCUGUGUCCUAAGUGACUUGCAGAGUUCACAUGUCUAUGUGAAAUAUGUACUCCAUGCCAGCACAGCAACCAAGCCGACGUCCAAUGCCAGUUCCUCCGUACAGGACAACUCCCUGACUGGUGUCACCGUUUCCAAAAAAACAAAAAGCGAAGAAACUAAAAAAGCGGACAAGGCUGAAGCUGGUCCUUCCGAGCCCUCGGACCUUCAGGUCCUCCGCAGACUUCUCACUCAGGAAGGAGUUCAGGUCACUGCGCCUGAGGAUAAGGGCAAAGGAAUUGGAACUUUCUGGGGCUCUUCGCCCAGAGUUUGCUUGGAGUUGCUGGCGGAGAUGCUGGACAAGGUGAAACGGAAUGUUUGUGGGGCCGGGGCCCUGGGCUUCAUUGUUCAGAUCAUGGAGCAACAGCUUGGCGAAGAAGGUCAGGGUAUCAAGGCGGAGGGGCGUACAUCAUGCAGGGACAAGAUUGUAAAGCUUCUGGUGGAACUUCUGACAUCGCAGUCGAAGGACAAGCUGUUGGUGGUGAUGUGUCUGCAGUUGACGUACCUGGUCAUGUUGAAGUAUGACUGGCGUGUUCUUUUUGCCACAGAGGGAGGGGUGAGAGCUGUGCUGGGGUGUAUGCAGGAACACAACUCCUCUGCUGCCAUCCAGCAUAUAGGACUUGCGGUCUUGAAGGUGCUGACCGGUGUGGAUGGUUCUGAUCCUCAGGGAUCUUCCAGACGUAACAUCCUAAAUCCAGGGGAUGCUCAGGUGAUCAAAGAGAUCUUCUCCAGUAUUGGAUCUGCAGCCAGUGGCAGCUCCAGCAGUCUCCUGAGGGCCAUUCCUGGUGCCAUUGCCAAGAUGACAAGUGUUGAGGGGUGUUUCUCCUCUGUGCUCAAUGGUAUCCUGGUCAUCCGGAUGCUUAUGGAAAACCAUAAGGGUUUGUCUGAGCAGUUGUCUAGUUUGGAGUUGUCCACAUUCCUUCAAAUCUUCUCUGAGGACUCCAGCAAUUCCAUGUAUGCGAGGCUGGAUGACUUGAUGCAGAAACAGCUGAGUGACCUCCUGAAGAACAGUAAAGAGAAAGUUAGUGCUGAAAGCAAAGAGUCUACUCCAGGGCUGGUUGUCCAGGAAAUGGAUCUCUCAACUUUGCUGAGUGGUCUGAAAGACAUUCGGAUGUGUCGGGAAAUUCUCCCCUCUCUGGAACGAUGCGUUUGUGAAGACGUCUCCUCGCUACGUUGUGAUGUUCCCCAACUUCUAACCGACCACAAUUUCUUCCUGCAGCUCCUCUCCUGUCUGGAGCAGCUGAGGGGUGAGAAACGGCUGCAGCACUGUGUGUACAGGAUUCUGAACAAGUCCCUGGAUUUCUAUCAGGAGGAUACACUUCCUUGGCACAAGAGUAUUGAGCCUUGUCUGACCUCCCUGGGGAGCACCAGCAGUGAUCAGGAGGUUCUCCAGGAAGUGGUCAGCUUUCUCCACCGUCUGGCCUCUACAAACAAGGACUGUGCGGUUGUUAUGUGCCGACUGGGUGCCAAAGACACGCUAAGCAAAGUGCUGGAGAAGCAUAGCACAGGCCUUAUUCAGGCACCAGAGCUGAGAGACCUCCUGAGUGACUGUGAGAAAUACUCCAGCCUUUACCAGAAGAUGGCCACCAGCAUUCUGGCCGGCUGCAUCCAGAUGGUUUUGACACAGAUUGAAGAGCACAGACGGAGCCAGCAACAGGUCAACAUCCCAUUCUUUGAUGUCUUUCUGAGAAACCUUUGUCAGGGAUCUAGUGUAGAAGUCAAGGAGGACAAGUGUUGGGAGAAGAUGGAAGUCUCCUCUAAUCCUCACCGGGCCAACAAACUGACAGAUGGAAACCCAAAAUCUUACUGGGAGUCGAGCGGAAGCACUGGAUCCCAUUACAUCAACGUCUACAUGCACCGAGGGGUGGUGAUCCGGCAGCUUACGAUUGUUGUAGCCAGUGAGGACUCUAGUUAUAUGCCAGCCCGAGUGGUGGUUAUGGGAGGAGAGAACCCAGCGAACAUUAACACGGAGCUGAACGCGGUGAACAUCGCCAGCACAGCCGGACGCGUACUUCUCGUGGAAAACGUCACUCGUUUCUGGCCCAUCAUUCAGGUCAAAAUAAAGCGAUGUCAGCAGGGUGGUAUUGACACGCGUGUGCGGGGCCUUGAGAUACUGGGGCCCAAGCCAACUUUCUGGCCAGUGUUUAAGGAGCAACUUUGUAGAAGAACCUUUUUAUUUUACACCAGCAGAGCACAUAGCUGGGGGCAGGAGAUCCGUGACAAGAAAGAGCACCUACUGCAGCUCUUCAGCCGGCUGAACCGGGCAUUGUCGCAUGAGCAGGAGUUUGCAGACCGUUUUCUUCCCGAUGACGAGGCCGCUCAGGCUCUCGGCCGAACGUGCUGGGAGGCUCUGAUCUCUCCCCUGGUGCAGAGUAUUACCACCCCAGAUUCUGGCGGGGUGAGUCCCCUUGGGUGGCUCCUCACACGUUACCUGGAGAUCAGUCGGGGAGCUCGGCAACCCAAGUCACGAUUGUCGGUCUUUAAUUCUCGAGUGCGGAGAUUGACCCAUCUCCUGGUCCACGUGGACACCAGCCCACCAGACACCACUGCGCUGAAACCACCCAGUAAAACUAAUGGGAAGAACCGCAGCUCCACCAGUGCGCCAGUAAGCACCUUCAGCUGUGGGAUGGGAAGUAUGGCCGAGAUGGCUCAGUGCUGGCAGGGGGUGGUUCAGCAGCAGGUACAACGCUUUCUGGAGAGGUCGUGGAAUGAUGCAGAUCUGGUUCCUCGGUUCUGUUCUAUAUAUAUGGCUCUCAGACGAGCCAUGGAGGAGAUGUUUGGUCAGCAGACAAGAUUUUUACUCUCUUUACAGCAAGGAUUCUGUCAAGGCCUGUUACAGCUUUCAUUCCUGACAGCAUUACAUGUGACGGAGCAGUUUGCCCGGUACAUUGAUCAGCGGAUAAUUGCUAUUCGUUCGGAUUCCUCGGAUUUCCAGUCAUUGGAGCAGCUGCAACAGUUCCUGGAAUUUGUUCUUUUCCUGUCGGAUCUCGAACUGUCGAAUUCCUUUGAGCAUUUUUAUAGGCAUUAUCUGGCUGACCGUCUGCUCACACUUGGACCAUGCUGGUUUGAGAAUUCUGUGGUCGAUCACAUUGGCAUUUGUUUCCCAAACCGGUAUCCUCAACAAAUGUUGAAAAACCUGCAGGAGGCAAAAGAUCUUCAGAGAGAAGAACAUAUAUACCGGCUGCAGCAGCUGGACAAUGGAGUCCUAUCGGAGGAGGAGGAAGAGGGAAUGGAGAUGGAAGAAAUCUUGACACCCCAGGAUCAUGCUGCAGAAGGUGGAGAGGUGCAGAUCUCGGUUCUCUCCCCUCGUUGUUGGUCGAUCUCUUCUCUUUGUUACAUGACGGAUCCCUCCAGAAUCUUCCCGCAAUCCCUCAGCAAUCCUCUUCUUCAAUUUACCGACUUCUACAUAAAAAGUCAGUAUGUCCCAGGCUUCUCUCAAAUUGUUCAGUCACGACGGCUGCAAUGGACGUGGUUGGGAAAUGCGGAGGUGCAAUAUGGAGGUCUGAUCCUCCGGGUCUCCACCCUGCAGAUGUUCAUCUUGUUGCAGUUUAACCAGCAGGAGGAAGUUUUGGAGGAGUCCAUUAUUAAGAACACUGGGCUGCCGGAGGCCUUAGUUAACCACGCUCUGGCACCGCUCACUGCUAAAAGUGGCAUCUUGGUGCACAAGGAAAAGGGGCUUUUGUGUCUGAAUGAAGAGAAGUUGUCUGAGCAAGGUUCUGGUAAAAUUCUGCAACUUCUCCCGAGGCAGACAUACUUGAAUGUAGAAGAAGAUGAAGGACACACGCUGGAGAAGAAAAGGAACAUUAUCCUCUGUCUGAUCACACAGAUCAUGAAGGAAGAGAAGGAGCUUCAUAUUGACAAUCUAGUGUUCCGGGUCAUUGACUCCUGCCAGAAAUUGGACGUUGGGAAGAGCCUCAAGUUCCUGAGCUUCAGCUGCAGCCACACGGACGUCCUUUCCUGUAUUAUGUACCUCGUCAACCAGGGCUAUGCGCGGCGCAGUGAGGAUAGCCCCCAUAUACUUGAGUACCUUUCAAAAGACCCAUCCACACCACACAAGAGCAAAGCCCACAUCAGCUUCCAAACUGCCAACAAGAAACAGGAUCUUGGCAGCAAGGCCCUCGGCACCGGAGGGGCGGUGGAGCAGACGGUUCUGGAAUCUGUCCUCCUGCCCAUGGGUCGCACCCUGGGCCAGGAGGAGGUAUGGUCACUGAUGGGUCAUAUGGUUAAUCAGGUAUCAGACACACUGAGUGUGAUCCCGGACGUCGCCCAACACCUUCUCAUCCACUGCAAGUGGAACAUGGAUUUACUUCUGCAGAAGUACACUGAUGACUCUGAGGUUCUUCUCGUUACCUCAGGGUUGAAAGUUCCCGAGCCCAGCCAGCCUGAGAGCCCGCAGCCCAUAUGCCCUGUUUGUAUGACCCCCUUAAGCCCAGCAGACAAUCCUCCAUCACUGUGCUGUGGACACAGCUGUUGCAAGAACUGCUGGAAUGAAUAUCUCACCACGAGGAUAGAGCAGAAUCUGGUAGUGAACUGCACCUGCCCUACUACAGACUGCCUGGCGCAGCCCACCUCCGAUUUCAUCCACAAGAUCAUCUCCUCCAAAGAGGUGGUGCAAAAGUAUGAAAAGGCUUUGCUUCGUGGAUUUGUGGAAUGCUGCUCCAAUCUGACUUGGUGCACAAACCCUCAAGGCUGUGACCGCAUCCUUUGUAAGGAAGGACUGGGGACCGGAGCAGCCUGUGCCAAGUGCUCCUGGGUUUCCUGCUUUAACUGCAGCUUUCCUGAGGCUCAUUACCCGGCCAGCUGCAGCCACAUGUCUCAGUGGAUGGACGAUGGAGGGUUUUACGAGGGGAUGACUGUGGAAGCUCAAAGCAAGCACUUGACUAAGCUCAUCUCCAAACAUUGUCCCAGCUGUCAGGCUCCGAUUGAGAAAAAUGAGGGUUGUCUGCAUAUGACGUGUGCCAAAUGUAACCACGGCUUCUGCUGGCGCUGCCUCAAACCAUGGAAGCCGACUCAUAAAGACUACUACAACUGUACUGCUAUGGUCAGUAAAGCUGCUCGUCAGGAAAAACGAUUUCAGGAUUACAAUGAAAGAUGCACUUUUCAGCACCAGGCCAAGGAAUUUGCGAUUUCUCUGAGGAAUCGGCUAUGUGUUCUUAGUGAGGAACCACCACUACGUAAUCUGACCUUCCUGAUCUCCGCAUGUAAGGUUUUAGAGACGAGCCGUAAGGUUCUCGGUUACGCUUGUGUCUACAGUUACUACAAUCAGGAUUCGGAACGCCUCGAUGUUCUGGAAUCUCAGACGGAGAAUUUGGAGUCCCAUGUCAACGCUCUGCAGAUUCUGCUCGAGAACAGCCUACUUCAGAGCGAGGACCUGGCCUGUUCUGUGCGCCUCCUGAACUCUGAGCACUAUAACACUGCUUUGGAACUGGUGAGAAGAGUACAGGAGAGGCUGAGCGGCAUCCUGCAGCACUCUACCCAGGACUUCCGAGUCGGAUUCCUCUCCCAACCAGAUGACAACCCAACAAAGGCCUCCAAUGUGCCAGUAAUAGCUGCUCCAGACACUAUGGAUGGAGCCUCCGAUUCUGGAGAUACGGCAGGAGAACAGGAAGACGAGGACGAGGAGUAUGUUCCAGAAUGGCACGAAGACUACGACGACGACCUAGAUGAAGAUGAAUUUUCCUACGAUGAAGAUGACGAAUCGGAGAACCUGGAACCCGAUUCCUUUAUAUUUGAGGAUUACGAUGGAGAUGCAUACGAGUGAAUCCAUCCACCCAACCCCCGCUCCUCCCGAUUUAUUUGUCCGGAGUUGUCAUUUAUGUCCAGCAGGGUUGUCACUCUCUGCCCCAUUUCCCCCCCUUCAUGUGCCUCAGUUAUUUCCUUGGGAAUGCCGUUUAUUACCAGUAAUUCACUGAUAAGACUACAGGCCCAGCCAUCGUAACGGGACUGCAAUUAUAUAUACAGUAUGUUUAUAUUUAUAAUUAAGAGUUAUUUUUUAUUAUGGUUAAUCCUGUUAAUUUCCAAUCUCAUUGUGACCCCCCACCCCCCUCUCCACCCCCCCUCCCCCAGCAUAAUCUAUAGGCUGGGAGUUGGCGCCUCUGGCGGGUGAAAUGAGGCAUUGCAGCUGGGAGUUACUGCAGCUCGUUUAUUAAAGUUACAGCUAAGCUGUUGUCCCUG